Messenger RNA from Echinostoma caproni, 1584 nucleotides. Lineage: Eukaryota; Metazoa; Platyhelminthes; Trematoda; Plagiorchiida; Echinostomatidae. The record is from the annotation of a GenBank genome assembly.
AUGUUGACUGCCACCCGAAACGAACGAAUCGACAAUUACAGCCCGACAGACAAUCCGCAGCUACCGGGAAAGAUACCCGCCGACUGCCACAACGUCGGACCUGUCGAUCAACGCAUCCUGCGCCGUGAUCGGGUCAAACCAGUGUACAUUUUUCUCCUCUUCUGGUUCCAACUAUUCAACGGGUUUUCCGGGAGCAAUGCGAUCGAUCAACUAUCACAAAUCCUGUUCAGCAUCACAUUUACUGGCCUCCCAUCCCUGUUGAUGGGUAUCUGGGAUAAUCCGAUCGAUGCGGAUACGUUGUUGGCGAAUCCGGUCCUGUACCGUGCCGGAAUUCAAGGACGAAUUGUGUUCCACUUGGUCGGUUUAAUUGCAAGCUAUCUAGUUCUGUGGGUGUUUUUCACCAUGAUCUAUCACUCGGUGGCCGUGGUCGGCAUCUCACCGGAAUCCCCAUAUCGUGUCAUUUUCAUGGCCAUGAAUGACGGACCGUUUUGGUUGCUCACCUUGGUCACCACAGUGACCGCUCUACUCUUGUUGAUCACUUUGAAAAAUACAUUUCAUCCAAGUUGGGAUACAAUUGCCGGUCUCUUGGCCAAACGAUACGGUUACGGUAAACGACUUCCAUUGGAACCGUACAUUUUUGGCACAUUCGCCCAGAUCCCCGUCUCCCCGAAACUCACACCAACACACGAGCUCAGUCGAACCGAAUCUGUCCGGACUACACCUUCCCGGAUCACUCCACGUGAUUCUGUGGAUGCCGCGGAUCGUGCUGCAUACGGUUCGCAUAUCUCUAUCUCCAGUGUGAUUGAGGGCACCGAGCCCACCGAACAGACUGCCCAAUUUAUGUCUCGUAUGGGUCAACUGUUCACAGUGAGCGGUCGUCUAUUGCGUGGCGUUCCUCCGUCUCCGACACUCCAAGGCCCAGAAGACAGUACCCUGAACACGAUUCGUUUAAAUCCGUCCCGAGACAGUCCGUUGUCCAUGGUCAAUCUUCGUACCGGUCCAUCGCACGUGGCUAUCGACUUGCGACGACGGCGACGUCAUACCCAGACCAUUCAUCAUACACACACGCCCAGACAUUUGCGUCAUUUAGGCUUGGGUUCCUCGAACAAUUUCGAUGAUGAUGCUGGGAGACCUGUGAAUCCGGUGAUUUGGCCCGCGGUCAAUCCGAACGUACGAGUGCAUUCGUUCAGCUCCCGACACUACUCGACUUCUCGAUCACGACCGGAUAUGAUGGAGAUUAUACACCAUAAUCAAGCCUCCAGUCUGCCUUUGAAUACUACAAAUGUCGAGCAUGCUUUCCGCCCAAAUCCGUACCCCUCAUCGGACGCGUAUACUCCGCCAUCCGGAUGGGCUGAACAGUCGUAUCGAGCACAGUGGUUUUACACGCCCGAGCACCCGGUGCUUGAUCGGGGCUUGUUCGAUCCACCUCCACCGUACAGUCUGGAUGAUUUGCCUGAUCCACAGGAACGCUCCCGUCCGUCGGACACGAGCUACCGGGCACAACAGAGUCGGGUUGUCGACGCACGUGGACACUCAUCAACAUCGCCUUCACCCUCAUCCUCCUCGGAUACGGGAGCUCGGUAG